CUCUUCUUUAGCAACAUUGUACCCUAGUUGGGUAUGGGAAGACAUUUGGUGGCCAAAUUAUUUACACCGUUGGAAAAUCGGUUCCCCACUUCUUUUGGAAAACUCUGAAAAAACGUUCUGCAAUGUUCACAAAAACAUUUGUGUCUGCUGAACGUCACCCGUUCCUAAGACCUGUGGGGAGACAUUUUGAAGAAAUAAAGCAAAAUGAGAUCAGGAAUGUUAUUGGUAACCUUGAUUGUAAUUCACAGAGCAAAAAGAAGUAAAAAUGGAGCAGGAAGUGCCAGAAGGGGCUGGAAAAGGGAAAAGAUCCAAGGCUGUACUGAACGAUCUCUGUGGCCCCCAAGCUGAGAUUGGCACUGAGCUUCGGUUUCAGAAGAUUUUGAAACCCAUCAAGCAGGAACCGGAAGACGAACUGCAGCAGCGCUGGGAAACCCAGUGGCAGAAAUUCCUGAACACCAUGCAGGCCCCUUAUUUCCCAGAAGUACACCCACAGCUGUCUCGGCCCCCAUCAGAGGACAGUCCUAAAGAAUUUCAAGCUGCUUUUUCCCCCUUGAAGGGGAUCACAGAGACCAGGAUAUGGCCUAGAGAAGAGGUGUUCAGCCAGGAGACCCUUGGGACCUGUGAGAAAGGCCCGGAUCCUUCUGUGCAAGUGAAAGAAGAGAUGUGGGGGGAGGACAUGGACAGCUUGGAGGAGCAGAGCCAGCAUUUCCGUCAGUUCUGCUACCAGGAGGCUGAAGGGCCCAGAAAUGUUUGCGAGCAGCUUUGGAGGCUUUGCCACCAGUGGCUGAAGCCGGAGAGGCACACCAAGGAGCAGGUCCUGGAGCUGGUGGUCCUGGAGCAAUUUCUGACCAUCCUGCCUGAGGAAGUACAAGGCUGGGUAAGAGAAGGCAGGCCGCAGACCUGUGUCCAGGCGGUCACCCUUGCAGAGGAUUUCCUCCUGAAUCUACAGAGAAGACAGCAGGAACUGGAGCUUUUUGAAGAGGUGGUGGUUAACUCCCCCAAGGCAGAACUGGAUCCAUCAGACACAGAGGACCUGGGGCAGUCCGUGGAGGUUGAGCCCGAUGGUGAUGGCGACCCUCCCUUGUUCAGUGACGGGGAAAGGAGCCAGAGUCAUCAGCCAGAGGAAAUGGAGCCUGGAGAAUUAAGCAGGAUGUCCAGAAAAGACAUACGAGAGCAGGUUAUCCCGGAUCCUUGCUUUGCUUCAGGUUGUGAGAACGAGGAGCAGGAUCUUCGUCAGGGAAGCGCCUGGAAGGCUGAAUUCAGUGACAUCUCCUUCGAAGGAGGCAGAGGGACCUCUUUCCAGGUGCCUGAAGUAGCAGGAAGGCCAAGAGGUCAGGAGAGACUGAGAUGUACCCAAGGAAACUCAGCCAGGAAGGUGCCCAGAAAAAACACGGCUUGCAGGGAAGAUGGUUCGGACAGAAGCCCCAGCCAGAAGAGGCUUCCCGGGCAGGGGUCCCAAAAGACGGCCCCAGAAGGUGUGAGAAGUGGCCCGUGUUUUGACCUCCCUCAACCCGCCAAGACUCUGUCCUACGAAUGCUCCUACUGCGGCAAGCGGUGGCCCUGCCAAUCUCAGCUGCGCCGGCAUGUCAAAAUCCACACGGGCGAGCGGCCGCACAAAUGCACCGACUGUGGGAAGAGUUUCAGCACCAGCUCAAACCUCAGCCAGCACAAAAGGGUGCACACCGGGGAGAGGCCCUACAGGUGCAAAGACUGCGGGAAAAGCUACCGACGCCGGGCCUCCCUGGUCCAGCACGAGAGGGAAACGUGCCGGAAGGGGAACCAGUUAAACGCCCCUGCGGUGGGGUACGUGGUGUUGGGGAACUGCACCUUGCUGUGUAUGAAGAAAUCAACACCGAGCGGGAAGAAUCGUGUGAUUGCGCCAAAGGGAGGGGAGGUCCCGCUCGCCGCUCAGCCCUUAAACCUCUUAACGGGAUGUUCACAAGAGAGAAGCCAGUUAAAUGCUGGCACUUAGGGGUCCAGGAAGCCUGAGCUGUAGGUGGUGGGACGCUGCCCUUGGCAAAACAAGACUCUCGGCUGGGGGAGAGGGACGCAGGCGGGGAGAUCUUCCUUGGAACCAAACAUCUGCGGGAAAGAAAUGGGCAGGCAGGUGCUGACGAUUAGGAAGACUCUCCUAUUUCAGCAUCCUCAGUGAGAACGGCAAUGCAAAACUAGGAGGAGGGCAGGGAGGAGGCUGAAAAUGGUCGACGGAGGCCAUCUUUGGAGGGUCCUGCAAAUAGAUGGCUUGUUGGCCUUCUUGGAGUGGAUGGUGCAAAGAAUUGGGAGAAAAGUUCUGAAUGGAAGGAGCUUGCUCUCGAAACGGGUUGGGCCUAUUUGCAGCUUUACUAAGCCAUUUAGAGCAGUGUUUCUCAACCUUGUCAACUUCAAGCUGGGUGGACUUCA
Molecule: messenger RNA, 2400 nt
Organism: Candoia aspera
Lineage: Eukaryota; Metazoa; Chordata; Lepidosauria; Squamata; Candoiidae
Product: zinc finger protein 165-like
Exons: 3
Coding region: 266-1972 (568 amino acids)
Source: RefSeq, a predicted model, not a curated record